GCUUGGCUCGCAAGACAGUGACUUGCUGCAGGACAAGACUGUCUUGUCCAUUGCAGAGAAACACGGUGUCGAUGCCGGUCGUGUGCUCAUUGCAUGGGGUUUGACGCGAGGCACCAGUGUGAUUCCCAAGUCAGUGACGCCGUCUCGCAUCCGCAAUAACUUCCAGGCACAGGACGUCAAGCUCUCUGAAGAAGACCUCGCAGCCCUCGCCAAGCUGGACAAGGCCCAUCGAUUUGUCAACCCUCGAUGGGGCCUCGACAUUUACCGCGACGGCGAAUCCAAAUUGUAGACUAGAGACGACACAUCUGUGGGCCCUAUGCCCCUGUCGCGCUGUAUCAUUGCUGCAUCUACAAAUCCAUAUGUCAAUCUUGCUUAUGAACAUCACCUCUUUCAGCAUACAAAGCUUCCAUGUCUCUUGCUCUACAGAAACCGCAAGUCGGUCGUUGUCGGACGCAACCAGAAUCCAUGGCUAGAGACAGAUCCCAAGCUGCUUGCAAAAAACAAGGUGGACCUUGUACGGCGGUACAGUGGAGGAGGCACAGUCUAUCAUGAUCUUGGCAAUGUCAAUUACUGCUAUAUGACAACGCGUCGAGACUUUACCCGGCUCUUUGCCAUUCAGACAAUCUGCGAGAUGCUCGAGGCCAAAGGCAAGGAUGUAUGUGUCAAUGACAGGCAUGACUUACUGCUAUCUGGUAAGAAGGUAUCUGGCUCGGCCUUCAAGAUUGCCAAGGAACGUGCGUAUGCGCAUGGAACGAUGCUGCUGUCUGCCGACCUCGCGAGCGUCAGUCCCUUCCUACAAUCAGCCAAGCGGAUACAUCUGACACACGGCACAGAGAGCGUACGCUCACCCGUGGCCAACCUUGAGAUUGACCACAACGAGUUCAUGCUCGCUGCUAGCCAUGCGUUUGGUUGUAUGUCGCCGCAAACGGUGAUCGAGAAGGAAGCCUUGGCCAUCUCAGACGUUCGCGAGGCAGCCGAGUCGCUGCAGUCAUGGGCAUGGAUGUAUGGACAAACGCCUCGCUUCAAAGUACAACUAGAGGACAGCUAUGAAGCCUCUAUUGUCCGUGGCCGCGUCGACGCCGUCUACAAAGACGGCGAAGCGGUACCACAUCCCCUCAUAUCCGAACCCUUUCAGUAAGGCGGUCGCGCCGUAUGCAACAUAGUCCGACGCAUACUUUCCUCGUGCUCGCGUUGUUGCUCUAGCUGUGCAUCUUGUUCCUCCAUGUGAACCACAAUCCCCGGGCCAUCCUUGCUUUCUUCUAGUAGCGUGACGCUCCGCCGCCUCGACAAGGGUUCAGGCUCCCAGUCCGAGGUUGCAGGCGAGUCUGCUUGAGCAACCAUCAGUGGUAGUCUCUCUAGCUUCUCCCGUAAUGCAGGCCCGAAUGCAUCGACAUUGGGUGGAUCUUCGCGUGCAGACUGCCAGCCAACAGGCGGACUGCCCGGCGGUGAGAUGAGCCAAUUGCGCUCAAGCGGCGGUACCUCGAGCCGGUUCGUCACGCAGACAUCCAUGUUUGGCGCGUAAAAGAUGCGUAUUUGACGGCCAGAAACGACAGUCUCUUGUAGACUGGCCCGAAGAUUGCGCGCCAGGUCGACCGUGGCGAAGGAAAUGAC
Messenger RNA from Protomyces lactucae-debilis, 1611 nucleotides. RefSeq lists its product as uncharacterized. Lineage: Eukaryota; Fungi; Ascomycota; Taphrinomycetes; Taphrinales; Protomycetaceae. The transcript has a single exon. Gene Ontology annotation, cellular component: cytoplasm; mitochondrion. Gene Ontology annotation, molecular function: lipoyltransferase activity. Gene Ontology annotation, biological process: protein lipoylation. The coding region runs from base 317 to 1138 and encodes 273 amino acids. The record is from RefSeq and is a predicted model, not a curated record.